This is a messenger RNA of Lontra canadensis (Northern American river otter), 849 nucleotides long. Its product is annotated as chymotrypsinogen B-like. The record is from RefSeq and is a predicted model, not a curated record. Gene Ontology annotation, molecular function: serine-type endopeptidase activity. Lineage: Eukaryota; Metazoa; Chordata; Mammalia; Carnivora; Mustelidae. The coding region runs from base 1 to 849 and encodes 282 amino acids. The transcript is spliced from 7 exons. Gene Ontology annotation, biological process: proteolysis.
AUGACCUUUCUCUGGGUUGUCCUUGGCUUCCUCCUCUUUGGCGGCAGCUCCGGCUGCGGGGUCCCUGCCAUCCACCCUGAGCUGAGUGGCCUGUCCCGGAUCGUCAACGGGGAGGACGCUGUGCCCAGCUCCUGGCCCUGGCAGGUGUCCCUGCAGACCGGCUCGGGCUUACACUUCUGCGGGGGCUCCCUCAUCAGCCAGGACUGGGUGCUCACCGCUGCCCACUGCAGGGUCAGGAAGAGCCACCGUGUGGUGGCUGGCUUGUCUGAUCUCGGCUCUGAUGGCGAGGCUGUCCAGGUGUUGAGGAUCGCAAAGGUUUUUGAACACCCGCUGUGGGACAGGAUUAUGGACACCAAUGACCUCGCCCUGCUGAAGCUGGCCACGCCCGUCCUGCUCUCCAGCGCCGUGUCCCCCGUGUGCCUGCCCGGUGCCAACGCCAGCUUCCCCCCGGGCUCCAUCUGCGCCACCACGGGCUGGGGCAAGACCCAGUACAACUCCUACAAGAACCCCGACAAGCUGCAGCAGGCGGCCCUGCCCCUCCUGUCCAACACCGACUGCAUGAAGUUCUGGGGCAGCAAGAUCACCGACGUGAUGGUUUGCGCAGGCGCCAGCGGCGUGUCCUCCUGCUCGGUAUGGCCCAGCUCUGCCACCCUGGUGCUGCCCCUCGGACCUCGCGCCGCCCCUGCUCAGCCCAGAGUGCAGGUCCUCUCUGCGCGUAACGAUGGAGUCUGGACCCUGGUGGGCGUCGUGUCCUGGGGCAGUAGCUGGUGCAACCCAUUCUCACCAGGGGUGUACACCCGCAUCACCAAGUUCAUUCCCUGGGUUCGUGAGGUUCUGGAGGCCAAAUGA